Messenger RNA from Gongylonema pulchrum, 246 nucleotides. NCBI's taxonomy places the organism in Eukaryota, Metazoa, Nematoda, Chromadorea, Rhabditida, Gongylonematidae. The record is from the annotation of a GenBank genome assembly.
GCUUUUUAUUUGAAGCUGAAGGUGAUCAUUACAGGUUAUUUUCAGGGCGACAGUGGUGGAGGCCUGAUGACGCAAAAUGCAAACGGUAAUUGGGUUCUGCUUGGUGUCACCUCAUAUGGCAGCGACUGUGAACAGCUAUUAAAUAUGAGUGUUAAACCUCGCGCACAAACAUUCACGAAUGUUCGAUUAUACAGCUUUAUUAUUGAUAGGUUUACUGGUAUGUCGACACCAAAGCGGCAGAUCUAA